GAGAACCCUUCUUUUAAAGGGCGCAGAAGGGCAUUCUGCCAAUAUGUCCCUUGUUUUUCGUCGUCUCCUCGCUCGCCGGAGAGAUCGGUUGCGGAGUCCCACGACGGGUGUGCUGUACAAGAGCUAUUAUGUGGCGUGCCGCGGCGAAGCUGGCUGCCCUCACCCUCGGUGGAGCAGGGGCCGCAGCCAUCGUUACCUCUGACGAUCCCUCCAGCACUUUCAAGAUCUGCACCAUCGUUCCCCUUCGCCUUCUCCGCGACUCCAUCACCGCUGCUACCAUGGCCUUCGACUAUCAGUAUUCAUUAUGGGGGCUUAAAGAAGGAAGUAUUGAAUGGUUGAGAGCCAAGCAUGAAGUCCAUAAUCGGUGUGCUUAUAGGCUUCAAGAGUUAUGCUUCCGUAAUGGAGGAAUUUACAUCAAGCUUGGUCAACAUAUUGGUCAAUUGGAAUAUGUAGUUCCUCAAGAAUAUGUUCAAACAAUGAGGGCCUCAAUGCUGAAGAGAUGUCCAGUUUCCUCUUAUGAUCAAGUGCAAAAUAUCUUUGUGAAGGAGCUUGGCGAGCCACCAGAGAAAAUUUUUGCAGAAUUUGAUCCAGUUCCACUGGCUAGUGCUUCUCUUGCACAAGUUCAUGCUGCUAGAACUCAUGAUGGCAAAAAGGUUGCUGUAAAGGUUCAACACACUCACUUGACGGAUACUGCCAUCGCAGAUAUUGCCACUGUGGAUUUGAUAGUGAAUUUCCUGCACUGGUUCUUCCCUGGUUUUGAUUAUAGGUGGUUGGUUGAUGAAAUCCGGGAAAGUGCACCAAAGGAAUUAGAUUUCUUGUUUGAGGCUAGGAACAGCGAGAAAUGUUUGGAUAACUUCAGGAGGUUAUCCCCUCAAAUGGCAAACAGCAUUUAUGCCCCUAAGGUUUAUUGGAAUCUGAGUACUUCUAGACUUUUGACAAUGGAAUUUAUGGAUGCUGCAGAGAUAACUGAUGUUAGUGCUAUACAAAGACUUGGAAUUGAACCUGUUGAUGUUUCAAAAUUAGUCAGCCAAGCUUUUGCAGAGAUGACUUUUAAGCAUGGGUUUGUUCACUGCGACCCCCAUGCUGCCAACAUGAUGGUUCGGCCUUUGCCAUCCAGCAAAUGGAAUUGUUUUGGCAAAAGAAAGCCACAAUUAAUAUUGCUUGAUCAUGGUCUUUACAAAGAACUUGAUUUUGAAACUAAGACUAACUAUGCUGCACUCUGGAAGGCUCUAAUUUUUGCUGAUGUUAAUGCAAUUAAGGAAAAUAGUGUAAAACUGGGUGCUGGUGAGGAUCUGUAUGCACUGUUUGCUGGAGUACUUACAAUGAGGCCAUGGAGUAGAGUCAUUGAUCCAUCUGUGGAUCAUUUAGUUCUAGAAGGGAAUGAUGGUGAUCGUUCAGAGCUCCAGAUGUAUGCUUCCCAGUAUUUUUCUCAGAUCUCAGAACUACUUAGCAGACUUCCACGUGUAAUUCUAUUGAUGCUAAAAACAAAUGACUGUAUACGAGCUGUGAACCAUGCCUUGUUGCAAGGGUCUUCUCUUGAAACAUUUUUAAUCAUUGGAAGAGUCUCAUCUGAAGCCGUCACUGAGGCCAAAAGAAUGUUGCACAAAAGGUCCAUUAUAUGGGGCCUAAGCAUGUGGUUGGAGCAGAUGUUGCUUGAAGCUCGACUACUCAGUAUGAGGAUUGCGCUGUGGUUUCUACAGCUUAAGAAGUCUGUGUCUAGCUGAAGAGCAGAUGGUCAAACUUUUGACUUAUUUCAUAUCAAGCCCACAGCUAACAAAGGGAUCUGAAAUAUUUUGUGGGACCCUUUUUUCAAGAAAAGCAUUUGUGAUUUAUUUUGAAUUGCGCUAUCAUGAUUAUAAUUUGUAAUUAUUCUUGUAUUUACAUUGUCUAUUUAACCUUCAGAUCUUUUUGAAAAGAAUAACCUUCAGUAUGAAGGGCUAAAUGACUCAAGACUAGAAUUAUUGAUCAGUUAUCUGCAAAAAUGAAACGACAAGGCUGU
This is a messenger RNA of Elaeis guineensis (African oil palm), 1999 nucleotides long. RefSeq names its product putative ABC1 protein At2g40090. Gene Ontology annotation, biological process: mitochondrion organization; lipid homeostasis. Lineage: Eukaryota; Viridiplantae; Streptophyta; Magnoliopsida; Arecales; Arecaceae. Gene Ontology annotation, cellular component: mitochondrial inner membrane. The record is from RefSeq and is a predicted model, not a curated record.